Molecule: messenger RNA, 3558 nt
Organism: Cladocopium goreaui
Lineage: Eukaryota; Dinophyceae; Suessiales; Symbiodiniaceae
Source: the annotation of a GenBank genome assembly
AUGACCAGCCCACCUACGACGGGAUCCAUCCCUCUUCAGGAGUUCAGGAGAGACAUUCCUCCAGGGUGGACUCCAGGGGACCCCGCCUACCCAUUGCGCCUCUACUUCGACAAGUUGAAGCUCUGGUACCGCAUCUGCAACUUGGAUGACGAGAUCAUUGGGCCUCUCAUUGCAGGCAGACUUUAUGGCCGCGCUGCAAAGAUAGCCCUGAACCUACGGGUACCUCGACCAGACGGUGGCUUCGACACCGGCGAUGCUGCUCUCGCUCGCUUGAGCGUUGACGAGGUGAGAGAUCCUCAGAGCGGCAACCUCAUUCAGAGCCACAUCCCAUCAGGUGUCCAGUACCUGACCUCGGCAUUGAAGGCCGCAUUCGGUCAACAGGACCAAGACUUGGCGACUCAGGCUUUGGAGAAGUUCUUCAACAUCUCCAGGAACAAGAUGACCUUGGCCGAGUACAGCGUCGAGUUCGAGUCCAGACUGGAUGAGGCGAGCGAUCGCGCUGGCCUUCAGUUGAACGAGGUCGGAAGAUUCUUCCUCUUCUUCAAGCACAGUGGCUUGAGUGCAAAGACCGUGGACGACAUCAAGCUGCAGAUUGGGGGCGACUACACGCGCUUUCAAGAAGCUCGUGCACUGGCCUUGAGAUUGAGCCCCAAUCGCAACGACGACACCACGGAGAUCUUCUAUGGCGACCACAACGAGGAGGAGAACUACGACCUGGACUAUUGGUACGGCGACCACGAUGAUGAUGAUGGCUGGUGGCAGUACUAUGAUGCUGACGAUGGCUGGCACGACUAUGACGACUCAGAUGACCAAUGGUAUGAGGACUAUGGGGAAGCCUCCAACGAAGAGGUGCCGCAGAUGCCAACCACCGACAAGAACGAGGAGAAGAACGAAGAUGAUGCAGCCUACUACAAGGGCAAAGGCAAGGACAAUGACGGAUGCUUCAACUGUGGAUCGAAAUGGCAUCAGGUGAGAGAUUGUCCUCUUGCACGAGAUGGCAAUGAUGGCGGCAAAGGCAAGAACAACUACCAGAAGGGAAAAGGCUACAAGGGCAAAGGCAAAGGAAAGAGCUAUGGCGGCAAGUCAAAAGGCUCCUGGGGCUGGCGUCCAUACUACAAGGGAAAAGGCAAGAAGGGUAAGAGCUCGAAAGGCAAGGGCUAUGGAAAGCGAUCAUGGUAUGCAUCCUCAUCGAGUGCAACUACUUCCACCAACUUCAACGGCUAUGGAGAGACCUACAAGAAGGACACUUCAAAAGGGCUCGACAUUGGUGCAGGAGUUCCCAACUCAAACACCUCACUUCCAAAGCCUGACAACUCUCCCAAGGAGUACAACAUCCAUGGGCUUUCAGAGGAUGAGGAGAUCAUCAAGCUUGGACGUGUGGAUCGCACCAGAUCGAGCUCUACCAGUGAUGAGUUGGCGGAGGACGACAAGAAGGAGAAGAAGGACAAGAAGCAUGCCACGGCUUUCUCCUCUGUCUCGAGCGUCUACGACAGCCACGAGUACUUUGUGGUUCGUGGCCAGAAGAGACAGGGAUUGAUUGUGGAUCCUGGAGCUGCCUCCGGACUCAUAGGGUCUGAAACCCUCAGGGAGCUUCUCAACAACUGCGUGGAGCCCUACGGCCUUGCAGACCAGGUGGAGAUCAAGAAGGACAAGACUUCGCCAGUCAGUGGAAUUUCUGGCAUGUCUGACAGGACUUUGGGCCAGGUGACAAUUCCACUGUUCACGAAUGGCCAGAGCAUUUCCUUCACAGGAGAAGUUCUUGGAGGUGAAGGCAGCCUGUGCCCUGCUCUCAUUGGCAACCCUUCGCUGCGACGUAUGAGCAGUGUCAUCUUUUGCAACUACUUUGAAGAUGGCGAUGGCCUGCUCACCGUCGACAUGGAUGCCGACAACCACAACGACCAGGAGAUUUCCAAGGUCAAGCUCUUCCGGCUUUUGCUGACGGAGUCAGGCCACUACCUGUUGCCGACAGAUGAGCCGACCAAGCACAAGUUGCGCGAUGGCAUCAAGCAGGAUGUGACGGCGUUCUUCAACAAGGUAGCAACACAAGCCACUCAGCUAUGGCAAGAUGUCUGCCCAAGAAUGAAGCAUUGCUUCCUUUCAUCACGGCCCGCUCAGACGGAAGGCGACCGGGGUGAACAAGAGAAGUCAUGCACCACUGCAACAGAGAACAACAAGAAUGACCCUCCGCUGCAGACAUCCUCCACUUCAACUUCCGAUGCAGCUGAUGGCAACACUGAUGAGCGGAAAGAGAACGAGCAGGAAAAGAACGGCGCCAAGCACAGCAACUAUGAAAAUGUUUCACCUCAAGGCAUUUUGCCUGGCGCGGAUGCGCCCAGUGCUCAGUUGGAGCACCACGUACAGAACGACAAGGAGCUGACUAAGCCCUGCGACACUUUUGAGAAGGGAUUUCAACAGUUUCACUCCGAGGAUGACUUUCCGCAGUACAAGGAGGAGUACUACUCCAAAUCAGGUUUGAGGCCAAUCACACCCAACAACUUCCAGAAAUGGUUUUCUCGAGCCAAAGGACGUGGUCUCAAAUGGCACUUCUGGGAAGUUUGCAGUGGCAGUGGGAGACUAUCCCUCACCUUGCUGCUGGCCGGCUUGGUGAUUGGAUUUCCAGUGGAUGCACGAUAUGGUUGGAAUCUCCGCAACAGCAACCACCAACACAUGCUUGACAUGGCACGUCAAGAAUUCCAACCUGGUGUCAUCCAUCACUCUCCAGAUUGUGGACCAUGGUCAGUCUCUGCCAACACCAAGGACCCCGAGACCAAGCAUUGUGAACGACUUCAAGAACAACCAUCCAUUGCUUGGGUUCAACAAUCAUGUGAAGACCAAAGUUGUCAUGAUCGCGGCUACUUGGUGGAGCAGCCAUGGGGAUCAGCUAUGUGGAGAGAUGACAAUGAGUCACCACUGCGACUUGAUAAGAUCCCAGAAAACAGAGCGAAGCAGAGAUGUGACCAAUGCAUGCACGACCUCAGAGAUGAGAAGGACAUGUUCAUCCAGAAGGCCACAGGCUUUGGUGCCAACUUCAAGCUGGUCAAGACGGCACUCCGAUGCUCUGGACAUCGUGGGAAGACCCACUCACAUCUUCAAGGACAAGCACCCAAUGGGCUCUCCCGAACAGCGAUGGCAGCCGUCUAUCCAAAGACUAUGUGUCAACGGAUGAAACAGGACAUCAUCAACUUCCUCCAGAAGAAGAACCUUCUCAAGAUCAAGCUCUGGCCACAAGACCUAUGCUGGUUCACAUCUCCAAGCUUCUACGAAUGUGUGCGAUGCACACUUGGGCGAGCAUGCCCCAAGGACAUUGAGCACUCAAUGAUUCCUGGACAAUGUCGACAUGGCAAGUAUGCAGCUGGCACCAAUCCACGACUUCAGAAGCUUGAGGACAAGGACCCCAUGAAACGAUGGAAGGACAGUGCCAACAAGGAGUCCUACGAGCAAGUCAUUGUGGACAACAACACUGGCCAAGAACUCACUGUCUCGGCAUCCCACUACAUCAAAAGACUGCUGAUGGAGACGGUGCGCAAUGCCCUUGGACUCUUUGGUGAAGCUGCAUAA